CUGGGGCUAUACCCUGCCCCUAUCCUCAUUCCUCACAAUAAAGGAUCGCCAAAACCAAACCCAUAUCCCCACAUUUCACUAUUUCACUACACAACCAUCCGCCAGCAAUGUCCCAAGCUCUUCUCCUUCUCGUCUUUUGCUUUCUUCUGCCAAUCUUUCAGGCACUGCCGGAGCCAGACCCAGUUAAGAUCCAUCCGUUCCACCCAAACCCAUCUCCGCCGGAGACCAUUCCGGCGUUCCCCGAGCAGUCCGACGUCGCCGGCUGCCCGCUCAACCUCCCGGACGAGCUCUUCCACGGGAUAAAGACCGCCUGCAGCGCGGGGAAAGGGGCGUCCGGGGAGCUACGACGGAGCCGGUGCUGCCCGGUCCUGGCGGCCUGGCUGUACUCCGCGUACUCGGGGACUGCGCUGGGGAGGGCAAAGAGGGGGUUGGCUCCCGAAGCGACGCCGUACGACCUGCCGUUGUUGCCCGACGAUUCGGAGACGUGUGUGAAUGACUUGGAAAAAUCUCUGAAGAGCAGAGGCGUGGAAUUGGUGAAGCCAAACGAGACUUGCGAUGUUGUGUACUGCUUCUGUGGCAUUCGGCUUCACCCCCUGAGUUGCCCGGAGGCGUUCUCAGUGUCGUCCAAAGGCAAGCUCGUCGGGGACGAGAGUGUGAAGAAAUUAGAAAGAGAUUGCCUGAGCACCAAUGGAUUUCCAGGCCUUGGCGGCUGUUCCAAAUGCUUGAACACCCUCUACCUGCUUGGUAAGGACAAAACUGGGAAUUCAAGCAAAUUGGAGGCCAGAUCACGUAAGAUGCACAACAGGGACUGCGAGCUCAUGGGUCUGACGUGGCUCCUCGCCAAGAACCGAACCGCCUACAUCCACACAGUCUCAGCCGUCUUAAGAGCCAUCAUGAUGAGCACCGACGGCUCUGAUCCUCUGUCGUGCACUCUCAACAGUGACGGAAUGCCCCUGGCCGUUGAUUCCGCUGAAAUUUCUUCUCACUCCUCGUCAACCUCCCUCCAUUUCUCCAUCCAUCUCUGCAUCUUAUCCCUCUCUUUCCUGUACGCUCACCUCGCUGUAUCAUUCCCCGAGGCCUCCCUUUGGUGAACUCAUCUGUAACGCACGUACAUUGUAUUGUAUUCGUUUGUUGUAAUUUUGGUGAUUUGACGAGGGUAGAUAAGGAAAACUUUUAUAUGGUAGUUGGAGUUGGGCCACGCGGCCCACCACAGACGUGGUCCAUGGCCCAUGUGCGUGGGCCAAGGUUUUUGACAACGUUUUUUUGUUUUUUUGGUGGCAUUAUUUGAUGGGCAGCCUACAAAACGGUUGGGCCUCAUGCACAAUUUAAGGGAAUGUCAACAUCAUACUUGGUGGUAGAGGGCCAUUUUAUCA
Messenger RNA from Vitis vinifera (wine grape), 1373 nucleotides. RefSeq lists its product as uncharacterized. The transcript is spliced from 2 exons. Bases 108 to 1091 code for a protein of 327 amino acids. NCBI's taxonomy places the organism in Eukaryota, Viridiplantae, Streptophyta, Magnoliopsida, Vitales, Vitaceae. The record is from RefSeq and is a predicted model, not a curated record.